UUUUCGUCUGAUGUCACUUUUUGCUUAAUACAUCCGUAAAGUGAAUUCAUUUACGACUGAUUUUGAUGAGUCUCCUCAGUGAACGGAGCCAAUUUUUGGUUACGAUUGUUCAAUAAAACACAAGUUUCUUCAAAUAUGAGGCAGCACCACGGUGUCUCUGUACGAUUGGCGACUCACGUCGCAAGCGCAAACAACUGCAAGCAAAAAAAUUCUUUUCCGAUUGCGACACCGACCGACAGUUUCCAUUCACAAUCACGGCGGACAGCUGUGUGUUGUUGCUCGUGCCACAUCCGAAAUGAAGGAAACUCGUGCCGUUCGCCGAUGGCAGAAGCCGUUCUGAAGGAUAUGGUAGCCAGAGAAGCACUCGACUGGGUUGUUGACAGUGCAGCGAUUGCCGACUGGAAUGUUGGUUACCCCCCGGAGGAUCGCUGCUUGGCGAUUUUGCGAGAGAACGGACUGGAUUCGAACCACAUCGGCCGGCAGAUCGGGAAGGACGAUUUCGAACGGUUUGAUUACAUUUUUGGCAUGGAUGAGGGUAAUGUGAGUGAUUUGAAGGCGCUGGCGCCCGAUCAGUGCCGGGCCCAAAUUGAACUGCUGGGGCGUUACAGGAUGAAAGAACUAGAUAAGAUUAUAUUCGAUCCGUAUUUCGAACGUGGAGUGCAUGGUUUCAGAAGGUGCUACACUCAAAUUGUGAUAUGUUGCCAGAACUUCAUUCAGCAAAAACGAUCAAUUGGAUAAAUCAGUGUGCUUAAACCGACAAACAGUUGGUGACGGAGAAUUUGCCGGCUGUUAGAUCCUCCACGAAUUGAUCCCAUCUAGUUUGCAGUAUUUCGGAAAAUUGUUGCCGCUCGUUCACUGUUAGGCUGCUAUACCUUUAAUAUUUAAUUAAGUGAUGAUUUAUAGGAAAUGUUACAAUUCCAUUGUUAGUACCUCACUGAAUCCCACACAAUUUGUUUGAGAAAUCCUAUACCUGCGGAACUGGGAGCGAUCGCCAUAAAAGCGUAGUAGUAAUCGAAGCUUACACCCUUACUGUCCCAAAAUCCUGGAUCAUCGCAUGAAACGACGAUGGGAAUGCUCUCCGAUACAUAGAACACUGCCGGAUGGUUGCGCAGAUCGGUUACCAGUCGUAAUACUUGAUUCGAAAGUGGACACACUUCGAGAGCAAUGCCCUUACUUUUAACUGCCUUCCAUAGUACCGGAUGUUUGUACAGCGAAUAGCCAUGCCCGAUACGACGACUGUUCAGCAGCACCGCAUCAAUCAGGUUAAGAUCAGCGGCACUUCCAU
Molecule: messenger RNA, 1285 nt
Organism: Sabethes cyaneus
Lineage: Eukaryota; Metazoa; Arthropoda; Insecta; Diptera; Culicidae
Gene: Argp
Product: low molecular weight phosphotyrosine protein phosphatase 1
Exons: 4
Coding region: 136-738 (200 amino acids)
Biological process (GO): protein dephosphorylation
Cellular component (GO): cytoplasm
Molecular function (GO): non-membrane spanning protein tyrosine phosphatase activity; acid phosphatase activity
Source: RefSeq, a predicted model, not a curated record